Messenger RNA from Phalaenopsis equestris, 2071 nucleotides. RefSeq lists its product as uncharacterized. The record is from RefSeq and is a predicted model, not a curated record. Lineage: Eukaryota; Viridiplantae; Streptophyta; Magnoliopsida; Asparagales; Orchidaceae. Gene Ontology annotation, molecular function: FAD binding.
GCACCGAAUGUUUUUUACUCAAGGGAGCUCAUCUCUAGUGCCCAGCAACCCUGCUGUAACCCGCCGGCCAUUGCCAUGGCGGCCAAGUUUCCCACUCUGACGCUCUGCCCUUCUUACCCUAACUCUAAUCAUACACCACUGUUUCACACUCCUUAUUUUUUCUGCACAAAGCGGCCUCCUGCACUCGGAAUCCCUGCCAAACCAACUCCAUGCACAGCGCCUCGAUGCGCCAAGCGAACCGGGAAGCAAAGGUAUCCUUCCGAGAAGAAGAAGCUCGAGAGGAUGAAUAAAACUCGAACCCUAACAGAAAUCAAGAUCAAGGAAGAAGGCUUCUGGAGAUUCUCCAAGCUUGCCAUACCCGUCCACAAGGAUCCCGGAAAGGACUUCUUCGGCGUCUCUCUUCCUCUUCUUGAAUCAAUCUCCAAGAUCCUCGAGUUCCCGGUGGCCGCAAUGCUGCCAAUGGAAGCUUUCACAGUUGUUCGGAAGUCCUUUGAUGCAAGGAAGUUGUUGAAGGAGCCUCAGUUUGUUUAUACCGUGGACAUGGAUGUAAAGAAACUUCUGAAUCUGGAGCCUCGAACAUGGGAUUUUAUUUCACGGUUGGAGCCAAAACUUGGAUCUAUAGAAUACAUGCCAUCCAGCAAAGUUGUUACUGAUUUGACCAGCAUUUUACAUAAUUUGGUAAACAACAAACAUGAUUCUAAACAGAAGGAAGUGGACAUUCAAAUUAAGUCUUUUCACCGCUCCUUAAUCUCUAAAUUGCUAAAAGUUGCUGUUGUGGGAAGUGGACCAUCCGGCUUAUUCACUUCCCUUGUUCUUAGUGAGCUUGGAGCAGAUGUCACUUUGAUAGAAAGGGGUCAAACUGUUGAACAGAGAGGGCGUGAUAUUGGUGCCUUGGUAGUUAGAAGAACUCUGCAACCUGAAAGCAACUUCUGCUUUGGCGAGGGUGGUGCAGGUACAUGGAGUGAUGGAAAGCUGGUUACCAGAAUAGGGAGGAACAGUGAUAGCGUUCAGGCUGUCAUGAAGACCCUGGUUCAGUUUGGAGCACCACCAGAGAUUCUUCUUGAUGGAAAGCCUCAUCUUGGAACAGACCGCUUGAUCGGAAUUCUUAAGAACAUCCGACAGCAUUUAGUUCGACUGGGCGUUGAUAUAAAGUUUGGAACAAGGCUAGAUGAUUUUAUUGUGGAAAACAAACAGAUUAUUGGAAUCAAAGUCUCUGAUGCAAGAGAUGAAUCCAGAUCUAAUAACCAGAGUUUAUUAUACGACGCAGUUGUUUUAGCUGUCGGGCAUUCAGCUCGUGAUGUAUAUCAAAUGCUUGUUCAGCAUAAUGUGGAUAUGGUCCCCAAAGAUUUUGCUGUUGGCUUACGAAUUGAACAUCCCCAGGAACUAAUAAACAAGAUACAGUAUUCUUCGCUAGCUACCGAGGUUCAAUCAGGUCGUGGAAAAGUACCUGUAGCAGAUUACAAGGUGGUUAAAUAUAUCAAUGAAGGAUCUGAGAUUGUGAACUCUUGUUUGGAGGACCGAACUAGAAGCUGCUAUUCUUUCUGCAUGUGUCCUGGUGGUCAGGUUGUGCUAACUAGCACGAAUUCAUCUGAGCUCUGCAUCAAUGGCAUGUCAUUUUCUCGUCGGUCGUCGAGAUGGGCCAAUUCGGCUAUUGUUGUUAGUGUAUCUACGAAUGACUUUGCUCCCUUCACUGGUUAUGGGGCUCUUUGUGGUGUUGAAUUUCAGACACGAACGAGCUCUCCGGUCCGUAUUCUACGCAACACGGAUACAUACGAGAGCACAUCCAUGAGGGGAUUAUACCCAGUUGGAGAAGGUGCUGGCCAUGCUGGAGGCAUAAUUAGCGCUGCCGUUGAUGGCAUCUACUGUGGCUUUGCUCUGGCUAAAAAUCUCAACCUAUUUGAAGGAGAUAUAGAAUCAAUAUUGGGAAAAGCUCAAAAGAACACAGGCUUUGUAAAUUACUGAGAAGUUUUUUUGUUUUUGGUUUCUUAGAGUGCGUUUGUUUCAACGUUUUGGGCUGUGUUCCCAUAAUUUCUCUGCCAACAUUGAAAUAUUACCUUUUGAGAUGCUCCAA